This is a messenger RNA of Effrenium voratum, 414 nucleotides long. The record is from the annotation of a GenBank genome assembly. NCBI's taxonomy places the organism in Eukaryota, Dinophyceae, Suessiales, Symbiodiniaceae.
AUGCGCUCUUACUGCCGCCUGCUCUUCAAUGAUGACGCAGGCGCCGAUUCGGACGGAGGCCGCAAGUUCAAGGGCCUCGCGCCGUAUUCCAAGUCCCUGCUCUACGAUGACGAGCACCAGGAGUAUAAGAAGAACUUCCCGAACCAGUUCAAGUACGACUAUGCCGUGAGCCGGGAGGACAAGAAUGCGGCAGGCCAGAAGAUGUACAUCCAAACCAAGAUGGCGGAGUACGCAGAGGAGUUGUGGGAGAUGAUGCAGGACGAGAAGACCCACAUCUACAUGUGCGGGCUGAAGGGCAUGGAGGCGGGCAUGGCGGAGUGCUUCGGGCCCAUCGCGGAGAAGAACGGCAUCGUUUGGGCGGAGUUCGCCAAGGCCAUGAAGAAGGCGGACAGGCUCCACGUGGAGGUCUACUGA